Molecule: messenger RNA, 789 nt
Organism: Fonsecaea nubica
Lineage: Eukaryota; Fungi; Ascomycota; Eurotiomycetes; Chaetothyriales; Herpotrichiellaceae
Exons: 1
Coding region: 1-789 (262 amino acids)
Cellular component (GO): mitochondrion
Source: RefSeq, a predicted model, not a curated record
AUGAUCACGCGACAACCCCAUGGAGCAAUUUCGCUCUUUGCUUCUUCCCUCCUCCGACCGUCUACAUCUCUAUCAAAAUCUAUAAUACCUCAAUCCCACAUCUGCGCACCAUGUCGACGACAAUUACACCGCGGCUUGCCCGCUGGCGGCUACAUUCCUGCUCCCACACCGUUCGUCCCCGACGUGCCCACCUUCCUCAAACUCAUUGGGCGGGAACUCUCCAAACACGCCAGCAAAAUUGAGUCCUGGGAGGAACUCUUCACCUUGACCUCAAAUCAGAUGAAAACACGCGGCAUCGAUCCCCCGCGAACACGGAGGUAUCUACUCCGUUGGCGAGAGAAGUUUCGGAAAGGGGAGUUUGGGAUUGGAGGUGACUUUCAGCAUGUAAAGGAUGGCGUCGCAGAGCUAAGGGUCGUUGAAGUACCCAGUCUGAAAAAAGAUCCCGUAACAGGAGGACCUGUAUCGGGCCCAGCCACGACCGGAAGGAGCCCUGGAAUGCAGAAGCUGAUCGUCAAUGUGCCCAAUGGUUCCGCCACGUAUCAAUUGGCUCCAGGACAGACGACCGCGGACCUGAAAAAACCGCAUGGCUUUACGUUGAAAAACGGGUACAUCAUCAAGGGCAAGCAGGCACAUCCCAUUGCAGGCACGCACGGCAGUGGUGUCACAGUCAAGGCGGUCGAAGGGCUAUGGGAGCAUAAGCGAGGGAGAAAGGUCUAUGGCGGUGAGAGGAGACGGGCGGAAACCCUGCAUAAGAUGAGAGUGGAGGAGAACAAGAAGAACGCGAGAUAG